AUGGUCGCUUCCCUGUAUCGUCGCCUCCACGUCUCGCCGCCUCCCCGUCUCGCCACCUCCACGUCUCGCCGCCUCCCCGUCUCGCCGCCUGCCCCUCUCGCCGCCUCCCCGUAUCGCCGCCUACACGUAUCGCCGCCUCCACGUAUCGUCGCCUCCACGUAUCGCCGCCUCCACGUAUCGCCGCCUCCACGUAUCGCCGUCUCGCCGCCUCCACGUCUCGCCGCCUCCACGUCUCGCCGCCUCCCCGUAUCGCCGCCUCCCCGUAUCGCCGCCUCCCCGUAUCGCCCCCUCAACGUAUCGCCGCCUCCACGUAUCGCCGCCUCCACGUAUCGUCGCCUCCACGUAUCGCCGCCUCCCCGUCUCGCCGCCUCCACGUCUCGCCGCCUCCCCGUCUCGCCGCCUGCCCCUCUCGCCGCCUCCCCGUAUCGCCGCCUACACGUAUCGCCGCCUCCACGUAUCGUCGCCUCCACGUAUCGCCGCCUCCACGUAUCGCCGCCUCCACGUAUCGCCGUCUCGCCGCCUCCACGUCUCGCCGCCUCCACGUCUCGCCGCCUCCCCGUAUCGCCGCCUCCCCGUAUCGCCGCCUCCCCGUAUCGCCCCCUCAACGUAUCGCCGCCUCCACGUAUCGCCGCCUCCCCGUCUCGCCGCCUCCCCGUCUCGCCGCCUCCCCGUAUCGUCGCUUCUCCGUCUCGUCGCAUCAACUCCCCUGCAGUGCACCGAGCUACAGCGUCCUCAGUUCCGAUCAAGAGUGAACAAGAAAUACAGAUGACCACGGCACAGCGCAUGCCGCCGCUUGCUGUGGCUGGUGCUACAGACACUUGGCGGCUGCCAGGGUCAAGCAGAUAA
Messenger RNA from Schistocerca gregaria, 846 nucleotides. RefSeq lists its product as uncharacterized. The coding region runs from base 1 to 846 and encodes 281 amino acids. NCBI's taxonomy places the organism in Eukaryota, Metazoa, Arthropoda, Insecta, Orthoptera, Acrididae. The transcript has 2 exons. The record is from RefSeq and is a predicted model, not a curated record.